This is a messenger RNA of Solenopsis invicta (red fire ant), 1119 nucleotides long. RefSeq lists its product as uncharacterized. Lineage: Eukaryota; Metazoa; Arthropoda; Insecta; Hymenoptera; Formicidae. The transcript is spliced from 5 exons. The coding region runs from base 126 to 716 and encodes 196 amino acids. The record is from RefSeq and is a predicted model, not a curated record.
UCUGUAAUCGGGUGGAGUGGCGCAAGGUAUAAAAUCGGACGUCGGGUAACAGGAGACAUUCAGUGUCGGUGCGAUUCGAAGCUUCACAUCGUCACAACUUAGAAUUUCGAUCACUGGUCACAGAAAUGCAGGACAACCGGUUUUUUAUCUUCGUGAUCCUUCUGGCAUUUUCUACAUCUCUUAAUCUUGCCAGAUGCUCGGUCGGCCAGAACUACGAACCCACUAGAGAGGGUCAAAAAUUGAAAAUCAACGAUAGACGAUCUGCUGGAUUGGUGGCGUAUCCAAGAAUCGGUCGAAAAUCGGAUUUGUUUCCUAGACUGGGACGUACUUUCGGAAUAAUACAGAAGCCCCGAGUCGGACGAUCCGAUGAUUCGAGCUUGGGUGAUUUGAAUCGCUUGCACGAUUUACCGGCCGAUACUGAUAUCGAGUUCUACAUUACACGCGAUAUGGAGCCUGACGUUCUCUUAAAUUUUGAUUAUGAAGACUAUGCAGACAAACCGAUAGCAUUUAAACAUGCUGACAAAAUUCAGAAAGACGAUUCCUGGUUAAUGCCCGACCAUGUACGCGGAUACAAGGACCCUCGUUUUGCACAAAAAAUCGACGAUCUUCGAUCGUACUAUUCUAUUUUGAGAGGUUCUCGAAAUAGUCAAGGUCAAGGAGGGUACACUCCAAGACUAGGUCGCGAGAGUGAGCACGACGCUGCGAAUUUCCCGUAACUCGCCCAUCUUCGAUUGCGAUUCGCGUCUCGCGAAUUUGAUGGAUGUUGACUCGAGGCAAAGGAAGAAUUUACUGUCAAAAAAUGUCAGGAACGUAACGUGCGAGGCUUUUGAUCGUUUUCUCCUAUUUGCAUAGGCGACCCACCUUAUCCUUGCACUUUGUACGCAAGUUAUGCAACACAAUACAUAAUCUGCACUUAAAUACUGCAGUUUAUAAUCCUACAUGCAAUCCUCUCGCCUUGUAUCGUCACGAAAUAGCAAUUCUUCGGCGAAGCAGCCCGAUCUUGAUGUAACUCGGCAUGCUAUUUUACCCAGAUUUCUAUUUCGAGCUGCUCGAUCCAAUUUUAAUGUUCGUUUUUAUAAGAACGCAUAAUGACGAGAGCAGAAAUAAAUGUUUGAUUUA